This is a messenger RNA of Dioscorea cayenensis subsp. rotundata (Guinea yam), 897 nucleotides long. Its product is annotated as protein CURVATURE THYLAKOID 1D, chloroplastic. Gene Ontology annotation, cellular component: chloroplast thylakoid membrane; thylakoid. NCBI's taxonomy places the organism in Eukaryota, Viridiplantae, Streptophyta, Magnoliopsida, Dioscoreales, Dioscoreaceae. The record is from RefSeq and is a predicted model, not a curated record. The transcript has 6 exons. The coding region runs from base 41 to 628 and encodes 195 amino acids.
GGUGUGUACUUGAUGGUCUUCAGCUUCGAAAAGGGGAAAAAUGGCGCUCCAUUGCUCUCUCUCCUCGCUUCCAUCCCUUCUCCAUGGCGGCAAGCUCUUCACCCCCAAUCCCUCUCUUCUCCUCCCUCUCCCUCACCAUCGGGCCUCCUUCUCGCCGAAUGCUUGCCAUUCAGUAUUCUCUUCGUUGAUGUUAGUUCGUCGUGAUUUUCAAUGGAUGAGAACUAUGGCGUAUGAGGAGACAUCGUCGGUUUCUGUGGUUUCUGAGACGGUGGAUGCUCAACGGGAUGAGGUGGAACCGAAGAGUGUGGGGGAAGUUCUUGAGAGUAGCGAGGUUGAAGAGAGUGAGGCUGUGGCUUUCCUGGAUAAGCUUAAUCUCAAGUUGGACACUGAAGACACAUACAGCAUUGUCAUUUAUGGAGUUGGUGCUAUAGCUGCUUUGUGGAUAUCAUCAGGAAUUGUUAGGGCCCUGGAUGCUGUGCCUUUGUUCCCAAAAAUCAUGGAAAUUGUUGGACUUGGCUUCACAAUCUGGUUUAGCUAUCGGUAUCUGAUAUUCAAGAAAAACAGAGAUGAGUUGUUUGCAAAAAUUGAUGAUCUCAAGGGACAGAUUGUAGGGUCUGAUGAUGAUUGACGUAAGAGAUAUCUAGAAUUAUCCCGCAAUUAUCUUUAAUGAGAAUACAUCUAUGCAAAUUCAACCAAUGCUGGAAUUCUGUUAUACAAACUCAGUUUGAGAGCUGGCGGUACAUUUGAGCAAUCUGCACAUGAAAGGUAUAGCUUUGGAAAGUCUCCAGUUUGCUGUAAAAGGUUGCGUCUAUGCUCUUAUGAAUCAUAUGAUUGUAUGCUGUUAUGCUGUCACUUGAUUAAUCCUUUACCAGAGAAUGGGACUUAUUCAUUACUUCA